Elephantulus edwardii (Cape elephant shrew) is the source of this 3399-nucleotide messenger RNA. RefSeq names its product phospholipase C-like 2 (gene PLCL2). Gene Ontology annotation, biological process: lipid metabolic process; regulation of synaptic transmission, GABAergic; intracellular signal transduction. The transcript has 6 exons. The coding region runs from base 43 to 3399 and encodes 1118 amino acids. Gene Ontology annotation, molecular function: GABA receptor binding; inositol 1,4,5 trisphosphate binding; phosphatidylinositol-4,5-bisphosphate phospholipase C activity. NCBI's taxonomy places the organism in Eukaryota, Metazoa, Chordata, Mammalia, Macroscelidea, Macroscelididae. The record is from RefSeq and is a predicted model, not a curated record.
ACGCGGGGACGCGGCUUUGUGCUGGCGGGUCGCGGGGCGCCCAUGGCGGAGUGCGGCCGGGGGGGCGCCGGCGGGGCCCUGCCCACCUCCCCGGGCCCGGGCCUCGGCGCCAGGGGCGCCCUCAAAGCCAGCGCCGGGGAGGGCGCCGACCCCGGGGGCGGUCGCCUGGGCCACGGGCGGGCGCGCUGUGACAGCGGCGGGGUUUCCAAUGGAGACUGCAGCCUCGGCGUGUCGGGGGACGAAGCCCGGGCCAGCCCCGCCAGGGGACCCCUGGGCGCCACGCUCGGGCCCCGAGACAGCAAGCCCGGAGGCCUGCCGCGCCGGAGCAGCAUCAUCAAGGAUGGUACAAAGCAGAAGCGGGAGCGGAAGAAGACCGUCUCCUUCAGUAGCAUGCCCACCGAGAAGAAGAUCAGUAGCGCCAGCGACUGCAUCAACUCCAUGGUUGAGGGCUCGGAGCUCAAAAAGGUCCGGUCCAAUUCGAGGAUUUACCAUCGCUAUUUCUUACUGGACGCUGACAUGCAGAGCUUGAGGUGGGAGCCAUCCAAGAAGGAUUCCGAGAAGGCCAAGAUCGACAUCAAGUCCAUCAAGGAGGUGAGAACUGGCAAGAACACGGACAUAUUCCGCAGCAACGGCGUUUCUGACCAGAUGUCUGAAGACUGUGCCUUCUCGGUCAUCUACGGUGAGAACUAUGAGUCCCUUGACUUGGUCGCCAACUCGGCGGAUGUUGCCAAUAUCUGGGUUACCGGACUGCGGUACCUCAUUUCUUACGGGAAGCAUACCCUUGACAUGCUGGAGAGUAGCCAAGACAACAUGAGGACUUCUUGGGUGUCCCAGAUGUUUAGUGAACUAGACGUGGACAACCUGGAACACGUAACUCUGUGCAGUGCUGUGCAGUGCAUCAGAAACCUCAACCCCGGGCUGAAAACGAGCAAGAUCGAGCUCAAGUUCAAAGAGCUGCACAAAGCCAAGGACAAGGCAGGGACGGACGUCACGCGGGACGAGUUUGUGGAGGUUUUCCACGAGCUCUGCACGAGGCCUGAAAUCUAUUUCCUUUUAGUUCAGUUUUCAAGCAAUAAAGAAUUCCUUGAUAUCAAGGACCUUAUGAUGUUUCUUGAGGCCGAGCAGGGCGUGGCCCACAUCAACGAGGAACUGAGCCUUGAAAUCAUCCACAAGUAUGAGCCCUCCAAGGAAGGCCAGGCCAAGGGCUGGCUCUCCAUUGACGGCUUCACCAAUUACCUUAUGUCCCCCGACUGUUACCUCUUUGACCCGGAGCACAAGAAUGUCUGUCAGGACAUGAAGCAGCCCCUGUCCCAUUACUUCAUCAACUCAUCUCACAACACGUACUUGAUCGAGGAUCAGUUCCGGGGUCCCUCCGACAUCUCGGGCUACAUCCGAGCCCUCAAGAUGGGCUGCCGGAGCGUGGAGCUCGACGUGUGGGACGGGCCGGACAACGAGCCGGUCAUCUACACGGGCCACACCAUGACCUCCCAGAUUGUCUUCCGCAGCGUCAUUGACAUCAUUAACAAGUACGCCUUCUUCGCGUCCGAGUACCCGCUCAUCCUGUGUCUGGAGAACCACUGCUCCAUCAAACAGCAGAAGGUGAUGGUGCAACACAUGCGCAAGAUCCUGGGGGACAAGCUGUACACGACGUCCCCCAACGUGGAGGAGUCCUACCUGCCGUCGCCAGACGUCCUCAAAGGGAAGAUCCUGAUCAAGGCCAAGAAGCUGUCCUCCAGCUGCUCCGGGGUGGAGGGGGAUGUGACGGACGAGGACGAGGGGGCCGAGAUGUCGCAGCGCGUGGGGAAGGACGGCGGGGAGCAACCCCCUGGGCACCUGGCCGCCAAGCGCUUCCAGCUCUGCAAGGAGCUGUCGGAGCUGGUGAGCAUCUGCAAGUCGGUGCAGUUCAAGGAGUUCCAGGCGUCGUUCCAGGCGCAGAAGUACUGGGAGGUGUGCUCCUUCAACGAGGUGCUGGCCACCAAGUACGCCAACGAGAGCCCCGGCGACUUCGUCAACUACAACAAGCGCUUCCUGGCACGCGUCUUCCCCAGCCCCAUGCGCAUCGACUCCAGCAACAUGAACCCGCAGGACUUCUGGAAGUGCGGCUGUCAGAUCGUGGCCAUGAACUUCCAGACGCCGGGCCUCAUGAUGGACCUCAACAUCGGCUGGUUCCGCCAGAAUGGCAACUGUGGCUACGUGCUGCGGCCCGCCAUCAUGCGGGAGGAGGUGUCCUUCUUCAGCGCCAACACCAAGGACUCAGUGCCCGGGGUGUCCCCGCAGCUCCUGCACAUCAAGGUCAUCAGCGGGCAGCACUUCCCCAAGCCCAAGGGCUCGGGGGCCAAGGGCGACGUGGUGGACCCCUACGUGUACGUGGAGAUCCACGGCAUCCCCGCCGACUGCGCCGAGCAGAGGACCAAGACGGUGCACCAGAACGGCGACACCCCCAUCUUCGACGAGAGCUUCGAGUUCCAGGUCAACCUGCCCGAGCUGGCCAUGGUGCGCUUCGUGGUGCUGGACGACGACUACAUCGGGGACGAAUUCAUUGGCCAGUACACCAUCCCCUUCGAGUGUCUGCAGACGGGCUACCGCCACGUGCCGCUGCAGUCGCUGGCCGGCGACGUGCUGGCCCACGCGUCCCUCUUCGUGCACGUGGCCAUCACCAACCGGCGAGGCGGCGGCAAACCCCACAAGCGGGGCCUGUCGGUGCGCAAGGGCCGGAGGGCCCGGGAGUAUGCCUCCCUGAGGACCCUGUGGAUCAAGCCCGUGGACGAAGUGUUUAGGAACGCCCAGCCGUCCAUCCGGGACGCCACGGACCUCAGAGAGAACAUGCAGAACGCAGUGGUGUCCUUCAAGGAGUUAUGUGGCCUGUCCUCCGUGGCCAACCUUAUGCAGUGCAUGUUGGCAGUGUCUCCCCGCUUCCUGGGCCCCGAUAAUGCCCCACUGGUGGUGCUGAACCUCAGCGAGCAGUACCCCACGAUGGAGCUGCAAGGGAUUGUGCCCGAGGUUCUGAAGAAGAUCGUCACCACCUACGACACGAUGAUUCAGUCCCUCAAGGCGGUGAUUGAAAAUGCAGAUGCUGUCUAUGAGAAGAUCGUACACUGUCAGAAGGCUGCCAUGGAAUUCCAUGAACACCUGCACAGUAUCGGCACCAAGGAAGGUCUGAAGGAGCGGAAGCUGCAGAAGGCAGUGGAGAGCUUUACCUGGAACAUCACCAUCCUGAAGGGGCAGGCGGACCUGCUGAAGUACGCCAAGAACGAGACUUUGGAGAACCUCAAGCAAAUCCAUUACGCUGCUGUUUCCUGUGGCCUGAACAAGCCGGGCACCGAGAACGCCGACAUGCAGAAGCCACGCCGGAGCCUGGAGGCCAUUCCCGAGAAAGCCAAUGAUGAAACUGGAGAAUGA